Tetranychus urticae (two-spotted spider mite) is the source of this 1505-nucleotide messenger RNA. RefSeq lists its product as uncharacterized. Gene Ontology annotation, biological process: cell differentiation; regulation of transcription by RNA polymerase II. Gene Ontology annotation, molecular function: DNA-binding transcription factor activity, RNA polymerase II-specific; sequence-specific DNA binding. Lineage: Eukaryota; Metazoa; Arthropoda; Arachnida; Trombidiformes; Tetranychidae. Gene Ontology annotation, cellular component: nucleus. The record is from RefSeq and is a predicted model, not a curated record.
AAAAUUUUAUAAUUUAUAAAUAAAUGACUGUUGAUAAUUGUUCUGUGUAAUAUAAAAUAAUUUAGUUAUUUUAAUAUUUUUAUCUUCUUUUACUUCUGGUCCAUGGUUAACCAUCUGAUUACAAUCAUGAUCCUAUUAAAGUAUUAGAUUGUUCAAUUUUCUAUUUGGAGUUGCAACAAUGGAUUGAAAAAGUAAAUUUUUCUGACUCUCCCAUCAAAGGAACUAUCCUUCUACUCCAACUCUAAAUUUACAUCUGACGGGCUGGUUUUUGCUUGCUGUUUCCUCGUUUUAAACCACUUUGACAAACUGUUGAAAAGGCAUAGAUAAUGGCUGAAAACAGUGAAGAAUUUUUAACUGAAGCUUUGCUUCCAGAAGAAUCGAACGAGCUGGUUCACUCUUUCGAUUAUGAAGAGACAGGAUCAGUUAAUAAAAUGUCUGCUGAAGACUAUGACGAUCUAGACGAUGAAGAGGAAGAGGAAGAAGAAGAGGAUGAGAACGUUGUUACCCUUGAAGGGAUCGAACUUAAUGCAAGUGUCAAAACUCUUUGUCAGUUGCUAAAAGUCAAAUACGAGGAUAUUGAAAGCUACGACUUUUAUCUACAAGAUAACAAAUUAACAUUUAACAAAUCUAUAAUUGAACAAUGUAAUUUGGUUGAAGGCGCACGGCAGCAGACCAAAUUAAUCAACAUUAAACUAAUUGUUGAGCUUGAAUCCCGUCGCGUUACCAUUUUGGAUAUUCUUAAACCACCAGAUAAUAAUGUUAAUGUAAACAUUUCAACGGGUAGUCCUGAGGGAAAUGUCGGAUCCCCAUCAACCCCUCCUUCUCACACUAACUCACCAGUUUCUUCAGCUCCCAAUAAACAGAAAAGAUUGAUUGGUGGUAUAAAUCGCUCCAACAAUGGCAGUGGAAUCGCUGUAGGCUCCGGAGCGGAUGGACUUAUUGUUGGUGGGCGAGGCCAAUUUUUACCAUCUCCCGGUAACCGUUCUGGUAAUAAUGGUCAAAUACAAUUAUGGCAAUUUUUACUUGAACUUUUAACUGACGCUGAUUGCCGAGAAUGUAUUAAAUGGGAAGGACGAGAUGGCGAAUUUCGUUUGAUAAAUCCCGAGAUGGUUGCUCAGCUGUGGGGUCAAAGAAAAAAUAAACCAACCAUGAAUUAUGAAAAGCUGAGUCGUGCUCUGCGUUACUAUUAUGAUGGCGACAUGAUUGCCAAAGUCCACGGAAAACGUUUUGUUUACAAGUUUGUUUGUGACUUAAAAAAUCUAAUCGGAUAUGACGCCGCUGAGCUGGAUCGACUUGUUGUUCAGACCCAAAAUCGACGAAUGUCAAAGUACAAUUGAACCGUAUAAGUUUUUACACAAGAAACGUACAAAAACAAAAAUGUUUAGUCUAACCUUGUAACUUUUAGUUCAUCCAUAUAUGGAUUUGAGAUUCAUUAAAAUAAUAUCUCAUAUCUCAAACCUUUUAUUGUCCAAGUUAAAACUCAUUAAAUACAUUUUCCAAAUUAA